Messenger RNA from Cyprinodon variegatus (sheepshead minnow), 3072 nucleotides. It is a transcript of the gene pdzd7, whose product is annotated as PDZ domain containing 7. NCBI's taxonomy places the organism in Eukaryota, Metazoa, Chordata, Actinopteri, Cyprinodontiformes, Cyprinodontidae. The coding region runs from base 153 to 2744 and encodes 863 amino acids. The record is from RefSeq and is a predicted model, not a curated record. Gene Ontology annotation, molecular function: protein binding. The transcript is spliced from 16 exons. Gene Ontology annotation, cellular component: plasma membrane; stereocilium tip; cilium. Gene Ontology annotation, biological process: sensory perception of sound; auditory receptor cell stereocilium organization.
UCUGACCUUACCUGCUGCAGUUGAAAUCCUCCCUGACUCAGACUCUGUCAUGGGAGGUGAUCUGAGGAAGCUUGAGGACAGCAGGACUGAUGGUGUGUCAGACUCCUCCACCUGGAGCUGACUGCCUGGUGGAGAGCGUUUGAAAGGCCCCCAUGGCUUUCUCAUCAGAUCCCUCCCGCAGGGAAAAGGGCCAAGCGACACAAGUUUCGCACACCGCAACACGCAACCUCCUACGAAAGAAGGAGCAGCGUCGCCGUGGAAUCCGAUCCUCCUCGCCUAUGGGUCGGGUCAUCCUCAUCAACUCUCCAGUGGAUGGCGGAGAUGAUUGUGAAGACCUCCACACCGUCACGGUGGAUAAGAGUUUGGAUGGGAAGCUUGGCUUCAGUGUGCGCGGGGGCUCUGAGCAUGGCCUCAGCAUCUUUGUCAGUAAAGUGGAGGACAACAGCACUGCAGAGGAGGCAGGUCUGCAGGUCGGAGAUAAGCUGGUAGAGGUGAACGGAAUCAGCCUGGAAAGUAUCACCAUGAGCAGCGCCGUGAAGGUCCUGACAGGCAACAACAGGCUGAGGAUGGUGGUGAGACGAGUUGGGAAAGUUCCCGGCAUCCGUUACUCUAAGGAGAAGACCACCUGGGUGGAUCUGAUACAUAGGCGGAUGGUGGUGGAGGAGAGCGGAAAAACCCCUUCAGAAGCCAGUUCUGACAGCGCUCUGCAAAGGAUAGUCCACCUUUACACCACGUCUGAUGAUUACUGCCUCGGGUUCAACAUACGGGGGGGCAAGGAGUUUGGUCUGGGCAUCUACGUCUCCAAACUGGAUCCAGGUGGUCUGGCCGAGCAGAAUGGGAUUAAGAUCGGAGACCAGAUCCUGGCUGCUAAUGGAGUAAGCUUUCAGGAAAUCAGCCAUAGCAGCGCUGUGGAGGUGCUGAAGAGCCACACACACAUCAUGCUCACCAUUAAGGAAGCAGGACGGUACCCUGCCUAUAAAGAAAUGAUAGCAGAAUACAGGUGGUUGAAUAAAUUGGCCAACGGUGCUCAGCCAUCUUCCUCCCAGGCUUCAGACUCCAACUCCUCAACCUCCUCUCUGUCAUCCGGGACCCCGGUCAGCUCUCUGAGCGGCCUGUCUCAGGUCAUGUUCCCACCCAGCCUGCCGUUUGGUUCAGACAUGGUGGAUGUUUGCAUCUCCACAGAGGACCUACGGGCAGAGUCAGAACUAACAGAGACCGCCAUCCAGACGGAUUUUUCCACUCAGCGAAUGGAGUCAGACACCACUCGCAGUCUGGGACCGACCACGCUUCUCAGAGACACGGCGAUCCGUGGAGAGGAGAGCAGGAGGUGGAAGGAGUCUGCCAAAACAGCCGUGCUCCUGGCGCUCAGCAGACCAAGUCGACCAAUCACCAGGUCGCAGAGCCAAGUCACCAUAGCAGAGAUUAAUCAGAAGAAAGACAAGAAGAAGCAGAAAGAAAAGCAGUCAAAGGAGAGAAACACUCUGCAGCGCUCAAAGACCUUUGUUAACCUGCUGUUUAAAGGAGGACGCAAGAGAGACGCUUCAAGUGGACGCUCCAAAUCACCAUGCAGAGAAGGCAAAGCAGGACAAGAUGUCGGCGCGAUGCCAAACUCAGAGAUGCUCGGUGUGGUGGAGGACAUCGCCCGCAGGCUGCUCAGCGAAGAGGAGGUGGCUGCUGUGAUGACGGCGUGCCAAAGGUAUGUAGCAGAGAGGUCAGUGGAGAACUUGAUCCACCACCUGCUGGCUGUGCUGGAUCGACCCGAAAAGCUGCUGCUUUUGAGGGAAGUUAGACAUUUUCCUCUCGUCUCCGCUUGCAUUGUAGUCCGAACUCCUCCUCUUCGCUCCCCAAUAUCUGGUAGAGCCCCCAAACGGCGCCUCAUCACACCCAUCCCAGAUUAUAGAGGAGGCUUUGAGCUGCACAGUGCGGAGGAGGUGGAAAAGGAGAGCCACCUGCUGGAGGAGCUGGAGAAGCUCAGCCUGACUGGCUCGCAGGGAUCCAGGGGUAAACCAAGUACCACCAGUCCUUUCUCACAUCUGCUGGACAUUCCUGUGGAUGGAUAUAAGCCUGAGCCAAGGGAGCCCAGAUCCCAAUCUGCAGGUCCCUUGCUCCCUAAUUGGCUGCUCACCCACAGCAGUGACUCCCCUCCACCUCCCCUCCGUACAGACAUCCAUACUAUUCGCUCCGUCCACUUUGAUGAGUCUUCUCUGCGCUCCUCAUCGGACAAGAUGAAGACAAUUCCUGAGAGGGGAAGGACUUUCUUCAGAAACAUCCAUUCACAGGGCAGGACUGAGAAAAAUGCAGAAAGGAGUAAAAAUGGACUAUUCACUCUGCAGAGUGCAAACCGUAGGAUUCGACCCUCGCUGUCGCAGGUGUUUGAUACGAAUCAGGACCAGCAGAUCAACGGCCACCGGACUUCCUCAGAUGACACCGAUCAGGAGCAUCAACUGAAAACUGUCAGCAUCUCUAAAGCUAAACAGUCUUUAGGAAUCAGCAUUUCUGGAGGGAUUGAGUCAAAGAUUCAGCCGAUGGUGAAGAUCGAGAAGAUCUUUCCUGGAGGAGCCGCCUCCAUGUGUGACGCUCUCAAGGCUGGAUUUGAACUGGUGUCUGUGGACGGCGUUUCCCUUCAAGGAGUGACUCACCUGCACGCCGUCGACAUCAUUCGCAAAGCCUUCAGCAACAAGGCCAAAGACCCCAUGGUGUUUGUGGUCAAGGUUCCCAAAAACCUUUUAAAAGACAAGCCUUAAGAUUAAAAAAAACUGAGGGUUGGGUUGCCGCUGGGUUGGGAAACAAAGAACUUUAAAAAAACAAAGGUAUUCGAUGUUGAGAGGAAAAGAAUCCCCAAAACUUGUUUGGGUUUGUUACAAUUUGGACCUAAAUUGAUCUAAAGGAUAUUUUUUAAAUAUUUAUAGUCAAAAACAAAUGUGAUUUCUGUUCAGUUUAAAGUAAUUUAGGUGCCUUUUGUCUUUCACAACAUGUCUUAGCCUUUUUGAACCCGCAGAGGGCAGAUCUGAGCCAUAUAAACAACACUGAGAACAAGACAUGCAGUAAAUAUGUUCUCAAUGCAGAACCAGA